Bactrocera oleae (olive fruit fly) is the source of this 1046-nucleotide messenger RNA. Its product is annotated as 23 kDa integral membrane protein. The record is from RefSeq and is a predicted model, not a curated record. Gene Ontology annotation, cellular component: plasma membrane. NCBI's taxonomy places the organism in Eukaryota, Metazoa, Arthropoda, Insecta, Diptera, Tephritidae.
GCAAAUGGCAGUAAUACGGUUGAGGUCUGCUAGAAAACGUAGCAAUAUUCGCAUUACAGUUAUAAAUAAAUAAAGAAAAUAUAGAGGAAGGAAGGAAAAAAGUUUAUUACACGAAAAUAUGGAUUGCGGUGGAGUUUUAGUGAAAUAUGUGCUCUUCUUAUUCAACAUACUCUUCGUAGUAUGCGGUAUAUUGCUAAUUGUCUUCGGUUCCAUAUUAGUAUCACACGUACAGCAAGUGGGUAGCAUUGCGCAAACGUUUGAAGCUAACAGCGUCCCCAUAGCAAUUCUUAUACUGGGAUGUGUGAUAUUCAUUAUUUCGUUUUUGGGUUGCUGCGGUGCAAUACGCGAGAAUACUUGUUGCACAAUGACGUACUCCGUCAUUAUGCUCGUCCUCUUGCUGGUUCAGAUUGCUCUGGUGAUACUUGUUUGGACACAACGUGCCAAAUUUCUCAAUUAUGUAGAUCAAAUUGUGGAAUCAAUUUGGAAGCAACACAAAACAGAUCAAAAAGUAAUGGACGCUUUGCAAUUGACGUUUAACUGUUGUGGCGUAGAUGGCGCAACUGAUUACACCUUAAAUCUCGAGUCAGUCCCCAAUUCCUGUUGUGGCACAAACGCCGCGUCUUGUAAUAUGUUAGAUGCUAUAAAGAGACCUGGUUGCGAGGAAGCUUUCCAUUCAUUUUGGGAUAAAAGCAUAAAUAUUGUACGUUAUGCUGGCCUCGGAGUCGCAGCUAUUGAAUUAGUGGCAUUUAUUUUCGCCUGCUGCUUAGCGAAUCAAGUGCGUAACAGUCAAAGGAGAGCAAACUACUAAUUACAAAAUGGAGGUUAUUUGUAAUGUUGUGUUUGCAAGUCUUAGCUUGGCAGCGAUUACAGUUUGCUUGUCACCAAUAAAACUAUCAAAUAUUUUGCAUCUAAGAAGUAACUAUUUAGCUUUUAUGAAAAGUAUAUGAAAUCGGUUUAUGCUAUAAGAUUUUGUUAUAAUGAUUUGAAUUCAAAACGAUUAAAUAAAACUUAACAAAUUUGUGAGGAAGCGGAAGCCCCGACGAAAA